Messenger RNA from Brienomyrus brachyistius, 1339 nucleotides. RefSeq names its product mitochondrial folate transporter/carrier-like. NCBI's taxonomy places the organism in Eukaryota, Metazoa, Chordata, Actinopteri, Osteoglossiformes, Mormyridae. The coding region runs from base 143 to 1114 and encodes 323 amino acids. The record is from RefSeq and is a predicted model, not a curated record. Gene Ontology annotation, molecular function: FAD transmembrane transporter activity; folic acid transmembrane transporter activity. Gene Ontology annotation, biological process: nucleotide transport; folate import into mitochondrion. Gene Ontology annotation, cellular component: mitochondrion. The transcript is spliced from 7 exons.
ACUUUGGAACAAGCGCUUGAAGAGGUAGAACGUGAGUGGACAGCAGCAGCGUGGGUGUGUAGGGGACAUGUUCGUCGGACAAGGCAUCUAGUUCAGAUGUCAGUUAACCCUGCGUCCGGUUACUAAUCUGCCAUCAGUGAACAUGAGUCCUGUGGGAUCCCCGACGCCGCUGUCAGUGUCAUCGGAACGCGAAGGCACUCCGGUGUCGGUGACAGCUAGACUCCGGCGCUUCUUUUCUCAUGUCAGAUACGAAAAUUUAGUGGCGGGUGUGAGCGGAGGGGUCAUCUCCACUAUGGUGUUACAUCCCCUCGAUCUGGUCAAGAUCCGAUUUGCAGUGAGCGAUGGACUGGAGCUGAGGCCCAAGUACAAUGGAAUGCUGCACUGCAUUCGGAGCAUCUGGCGGGCGGAGGGACUUAGGGGACUCUACCAAGGAGUGACUCCAAACGUCUGGGGCGCCGGAGCGUCCUGGGGACUGUACUUCUUCUUCUAUAAUGCAAUCAAGGCGGCCGCUCGGGAGGAACGGCGCUCUGAACUCAGGGCUUCGGAGCACUUGAUAGCAGCCGCUCAGGCAGGUGCAAUGACGCUCUGCCUGACCAACCCGAUCUGGGUAACGAAAACCCGCCUGGUCCUACAGUACAACACCGACCACUCUGGGAAGCAGUACAGAGGCAUGCUGGAUGCCUUGGUGAAAAUAUACCAACAGGAGGGUGUAGCAGGACUGUACAGGGGUUUUGUGCCCGGAUUGUUCGGUACGUCCCAUGGCGCACUGCAGUUCAUGGCAUACGAGGAGCUGAAGAGGGGAUACAAUAAGUACAGGAGCAGAGCUUCAGAAGCGAAACUGAAUCCAUUAGAAUAUCUCUCCAUGGCUGCCCUGUCCAAAAUCUUUGCCGUCGCCACUACAUACCCAUACCAGGUGGUCCGAGCCCGGCUACAGGAUCAGCACACCACGUACAGCGGAGCGGUGGACGUCAUUCGGAGGACAUGGAGAAAUGAGGGCCUGAGAGGCUUCUACAAAGGCAUGCUGGCCAACCUGGUGAGGGUGACCCCCGCAUGCUGCAUCACCUUCGUCGUGUAUGAGAACGUGUCCCACCUCCUGCUGGACCAGCAGGCAUGAGCAGAAGACACAAACUCGGGGGAGGAUUUCCACCAUGCCCGAGAGUCCUGACGGAUUUCCCCAGCGCGUGGUUGGUUAUCGAGGCCCUGUAGCCCCAGCUUCUCCAACUUCUUGGCACAGCACCAAAACAGCCUCGGAUCGGAACAGCCGUAAAUAACCUUCGUCUGAAAGCAUGUUAUAACCACGUCUGGUUAUAACAGACAAUAAAUAAAAAUGUGAAAUCAA